Messenger RNA from Erythranthe guttata (spotted monkey flower), 829 nucleotides. RefSeq lists its product as uncharacterized. The record is from RefSeq and is a predicted model, not a curated record. NCBI's taxonomy places the organism in Eukaryota, Viridiplantae, Streptophyta, Magnoliopsida, Lamiales, Phrymaceae.
ACAAACUACCGUAUACAGAUGGCCAAUAUGCCGCCUCCAUAUGUAGAACCAGGCGAGUUCCACUUCCUAAAAAUAAUGGCAGAGGAGAUCGAAAAGCAUUACGUACCUGGUUCGACUUUCAGAGAAGAAAGCCAGAACUAUGUGUUCCGAAAGUUCCGUGUAGCAUUCGGUCCGUUUUAUUCAGACCGUUUUCUCAAGUCGAGAUUCAAGCACCUUAGGAAACGAUACCAAGAUUUCUCUGACAUCCUGAGCCACGAGGGAGUACACUGGAACAAGGAGCAUAAUCUUCUUUACGGCAAUCAGAAAGUGCUUACGGAAAAAUGCAAGAGCCAUUUCAAGAAUGGUCGUUACAAUGGAGAACCGCACUUUGAACUCAUGAGCCAGAUUUUCGGAAGUGGGAUUAAGUAUCUGUACAUUUGAACCUUGGUGUUAUCAAAACCGUGGAAUCGUCAUUUUCUUCUGUUAUAGAAUCUCUUAUUACAGAAACCAUCUUUCUUGAAAUUUUAUCGAUGUGUGAAUUGUGAUACUCAAACACCACACAAUGCUGGGAUAUUCCUUUUCUCUUUAUCGAAAAAAGUAAUGGUCUAAACUCGACUUGAUCAUCUUCUUAUUCGUUAGAUCCGAGUGUUUCUACCUAGAUUCAAUUUGAUUCUCGUAAAUUCCGUCUCGACAAAAAUUAGGAUAAGAGGCAAAUGGAAUGGAAAUUGUUAGCUAUUACGCAUUCUAUUGUUAAGAUACUGAUACCAGAAAUUAAAGAAUGCAGUUCAGAGAUUCAUAAUCCUUGUUUAACUUAGUUUGAUUUUACGAGAAAAAAAGAAGAAAAAAAAAA